Elgaria multicarinata webbii is the source of this 5224-nucleotide messenger RNA. RefSeq names its product RAS protein activator like 2 (gene RASAL2). The coding region runs from base 1 to 4200 and encodes 1399 amino acids. The transcript has 18 exons. Lineage: Eukaryota; Metazoa; Chordata; Lepidosauria; Squamata; Anguidae. The record is from RefSeq and is a predicted model, not a curated record. Gene Ontology annotation, biological process: regulation of GTPase activity.
AUGAAUGUGUUUAAAAAGCACCCUAGUCCUUCUUCUGCACUCUUUCGAAGAUCUAUGUCAGAGCAGGGUGGUGACUCUACUAAGGUCAGAGCUAGCUUGAAGGGCUAUCAUUGGUGCCACCAAGUGAAAAGCAAGAGGAUGUAUGAAGAAGGAGGUUUGGAUUUUGGCAAGCUGCUUGGAACCUACCGGUGGCAGACUCAUCCCAGACUUCACUGGAAGGUGAACAAGAGAGCAGAUGCACGAAAGACUGCUGAACAGCCCUUGAGGGUGGACACUUCAAUUGCUGAUGGUCACAAGGAAGACCCAGAAGAGAAAGUUGCCAUGCCAGCAACAAGGCCAUUUCGGGUACCUUUCUGCAGGUCUAUAUCUGAACCUGCACCACAUUGGAGAGAGAGAAGUACAAAACCACUUCUUCAGCCAGAGGGUGGUGAACAGGACAAUUAUUUCAUUCGUGGCUUCUUCUCUACAAUCUCCAGCAGCUUUUCUAAGGUGCUGAAUCGCAAAGGAGAACAGAGUGCAACAAUGACAAAUGAAGGAGUGGAGAAUGAUGAGAUGGAUUUGACUGCAGAUGUGAAAGGACCACCAACCCACCGGCUUUCUUGUGGCCAAUCCCCUGAUUCAGAAACUAUAAUAUGGGAAACAAAGUAUUCCAUUCUGACUGACAGCCAGCUUGUGCUGCUGAACAAGGAGAAGGAGAUGGCUGUCGAAGGAGGGCAGGAACAGGCAGUAGAGCCUUCCAAAGGGCGUUGUCUGCGCCGUACAGUGAGCGUCCCUUCGGAGGGUCAGUUUCCUGAGUAUCCACCAGAGGGGGCUACUAAACUUGAGGUCCCAGCAGAGAGGUCUCCUCGCAGACGGAGUAUCUCAGGGACAAGCACAUCAGACAAAACCAACCCCAUGGAUGCAUCAAACACAUCUCCAUUCAAAGUUCCGGGCUUCUUCAGUAAACGGCUUAAAGGCUCAAUCAAAAGAACAAAGAGCCAAUCAAAGUUGGAUAGGAAUACUAGUUUCCGCCUUCCAUCUCUUCGGCCCCCUGAUGACAGGUCCCGUGGAUUACCAAAGCUGAAAGAGUCCCGUUCCCAUGAAUCCUUGCUGAGUCCAGGCAGCGCUGUAGAGACUCUAGAUCUUGGAACAGAAGAAAGAGUCUUCGUCAAGCCACUUCAUAGCAGUAUACUUGGUCAAGACUUCUGCUUUGAGGUAACUUACUCCAGUGGCAGUAAAUGCUUCAGCUGCUCUUCUGCCGCGGAAAGAGACAAGUGGAUGGAAAACCUACGUAGGGCAAUACAGCCUAACAAGGAUAACUGCCGGCGAGCUGAGAAUGUAUUGCGUCUUUGGAUCAUUGAAGCCAAGGACUUGGCCCCCAAAAAGAAGUACUUCUGUGAAUUGUGCUUGGAUGAUACUUUAUUUGCCCGCACCACAAGCAAAACAAAAGCUGACAAUAUCUUCUGGGGUGAGCACUUUGAGUUCUCUGGCCUCCCGCCCAUUUACAGCAUCACUGUCCACAUCUACAAGGAUGUUGAGAAGAAAAAGAAAAAGGACAAAAAUAACUAUGUUGGUCUGGUCAACAUUCCCAUAGCCAGUGUGACUGGUCGACAGUUUGUGGAGAAGUGGUACCCCAUCAGCACACCAACACCCAAUAAAGGGAAGACAGGGCCAUCCAUCCGGAUAAAGUCUAGAUACCAGACUAUCACCAUCCUCCCCAUGGAGCAGUACAAAGAGUUUGCGGAAUUUGUUACUAACAAUUAUACUGUGUUGUGCUCUGUUUUGGAGCCAGUGAUCAGUGUCCGGAACAAAGAGGAAAUGGCCUGUGCUUUGGUGCACAUUCUUCAGAGCACUGGCAGAGCCAAGGACUUCUUGACCGAUCUGGUGAUGUCAGAGGUAGAUCGCUGCGGGGAACAUGAUGUGCUGAUCUUCAGGGAGAAUACACUGGCCACCAAAGCCAUUGAGGAAUACCUCAAACUGGUGGGACAAAAGUACCUGCAAGAUGCACUUGGUGAAUUUAUCAAAGCUCUAUAUGAAUCAGAUGAGAACUGUGAAGUGGAUCCCAGCAAAAGUUCACCUAGUGAAUUGGCUGAUCACCAGGCCAACCUCAAAAUGUGUUGUGAACUGGCCUUCUGCAAGAUCAUCAACUCCUACUGUGUCUUUCCUCGGGAGCUGAAGGAGGUGUUUGCAUCGUGGAAGCAGCAGUGCCUCAACAGGGGGAAGCAAGAUAUCAGUGAACGCCUGAUCAGUGCCUCACUUUUUCUCCGUUUCCUGUGCCCAGCCAUUAUGUCGCCAAGUCUCUUCAACCUCAUGCAAGAGUACCCUGAUGACCGUACCUCUCGGACGCUCACGCUAAUAGCAAAGGUCAUCCAAAACCUAGCAAACUUCACGAGAUUUGGGAACAAAGAAGAAUAUAUUACAUUUAUGAAUGACUUUCUAGAGCACGAGUGGGGAGGCAUGAAACGCUUCUUGGUAGAAAUUUCUAACGCGGACACAAUCUCCAAUACGCCAGGAUUUGAAGGAUACAUAGAUCUGGGAAGGGAGAUUGCUGUCUUGCAUUCCUUGCUCUGGGAAGUUGUAUGUCAGCUGGACAAGGGUGAAAAUUCCUUCCUACAGGCGACGGUAGAAAAACUGGGACCCUUGCCACGCAUUCUCACAGACAUCGCGAAGGCUGCAACAAACCCUACACCGAUCCAGCAGCAGCUGAGACGUUUGGCGGACCACAACUCAAGCCCCAAUGUCAGCCUCUCCUCAGGGCUGCAAAAAAUAUUUGAGGAUCCUACUGACAGUGAGCUCAAGUUGAAGUCUCCACCCCAAGAAAAUGAAGGCUAUUUCAAAGGCAAGCUGCUUUUGAUCCAGCAGUCCUCAUCACGGAGCAUGACUUAUUCGGACAAAGGCGAUGAGACUAACCUGCCCAACGUCCGAAGCAUAUCCCUGAUGGAUCUCCAGGAUCCCAAUGUCACACAGUGUGAUUCUGGAUCCAUAACACAUGAUGCUCCUGUCCGUUUAACCGGGAGUCAGCUCUCAGUCAUCCAGGUGGCGAACAUCAAACAGCUCCAUAGCACACCACAGAGCGCCCCCCAGGUCAGGAGGCCUCUGCUGCACUCUGCACUGAACCAGCAGGGCAGUCUACAGCCCCUGUCCUUCCAGAACCCCGUGUACCACCUCAACAACCCUCCUCAGCCAAUGCCAAAGGUGUCCAUGGACUCCAGCUUGGAGAACCUGAGCGUCACCAGCUCCCGAAGCCAGAAUAGCGAAGACCUUAAACUCAGUGGACCCAGCAACAGUAGCAUGGAGGACUUCACCAAACGCAGCACGCAGAGCGAAGAUUUUUCCCGGCGAGGCACAAUGCUGGACAAACAUGUACCCCUUGCUUUGCCUCGCCAGAACAGCACUGGGCAGGCCCAAAUCCGCAAGAUGGACCAAGCGGGGCUGGGUGCGAGGGCCAAAGCGCCCCAGUCGCUUCCCCACAGUGCUUCUCUGCGGAGCACGGGGAGUACGUCUGCAGCGUCUGCCACAAUGGCAGCGGAGCCCCUUCAGAAUGGGAAUCGCUCCCGGCAGCAGUCCUCCUCCUCCCGGGAGAGCCCAGUUCCCAAAGUGCGGGCGAUCCAGCGACAGCAGACACAGCAGGUUCAGUCGCCUGUGGACUCUGCCACAAUGUCGCCUGUGGAAAGGACAGCCGCUUGGGUCCUAAACAAUGGGCAGUAUGAAGAAGAAGAGGAAGAUGCUGAGCAAAACCAAGACGAAGCAAAGCACGCCGAAAAGUACGAGCAAGAGAUAACCAAGCUCAAGGAUCGCCUGAAGGUGUCAAGUCGCCGUCUGGAGGAGUAUGAGCAGCGUCUCCUGGUGCAGGAGCAGCAAAUGCAGAAGCUAUUGAUGGAGUACAAGGCCAGGUUAGAAGACAGCGAGGAGCGGCUGCGAAGGCAGCAGGAGGAGAAGGAUACCCAAAUGAAGAGCAUUAUCAGCAGGCUAAUGGCAGUUGAAGAGGAGCUGAAGAAGGACCAUGCAGAGAUGCAGGCAGUCAUUGACACGAAGCAGAAAAUAAUUGACGCACAGGAAAAAAGGAUCCUCUCUCUGGAUUCAGCCAACACGCGGUUGAUGAGCGCCCUGACACAAGUGAAGGAACACUACAGCAUGCAGGCCCGGAACGGCAUCUCCCCCACCAACCCCACCAAGCUUUCCAUCACGGAGAACGGUGAAUUUAAAAACAGCAGCUGCUAACAGCAACCUUCUCGCAGUGACAGAACGGCCAGCUCCUCCUUUCUCUCACCCCGCUCGACGCCUGGCCAUCCGGCUCCCUUGGGGCUCCCCAGAGCUGCCUGUUUCAGAGCAGGAGGCUUCUGGGGGAAUUGGAGGAUGCGGGUGCAGGGUCUGUGACAAUUCCCUGGCUGGCCGCCACACACGGCUGCAGACCUGCCUGGGGUCCCUUUCAAAGUUGCAACUGAUACUCAGGACCACCUUCUCAAGUUUCACGUUGCUGAAUGUCCACCCUGCCUCUCAGGUGUUUGGAGCAUGACAGCAGCAGAGCCUCUGAUCUGCUUGGUUGUAAACCAGACGGGCAUCAACCAUCGCCUGCCUAGAACAGGCUGCUAUAUGCUAUAUUCUAGCUGGCGGAGAGGGGCCUUGAGAAGUCAGUGCCUGCUGAAGAGCAGGGCAAACAUACUCUAGACAAACUAGCCAGCUAGCUUUGGAGGACAACGCUUCCCUUUGGUUGUAACAUUGAACAGAGGGCCCUUCAGGACUGGAUCCUUGUGUGACUAUGCAGCGAUAGCAGGUUCAGGGGAGUCCUGGCAUUUCAAGUGCUGCAUUGGUCACUCUCCUCACAUCCCCAUUUCCCAAGUGUCUCUAGAGCUUCCUGCUUUAAAGUGGGAUAUUUUGUGAAGAGUUGGAGAGAGCACAAAGAGAGGCCAUCUGUGGAAUCUCCUCUCCUGGUCAAGGGAGGACAUGAGCGUCUUUCUUCACCUGCCCCAGCCCUGCUCCCAAGGCAUCCACCCAGACUGUUUGCACAUUGUCAGGGGCCGUUCCUUCCACUCCAUGACUACAAAGCAUUCCCCCCCCCCCAUCCAAAUAUGAAAGGCUGUUUCUCUUUUUAUUUAUUGGGUGUUGGGUUUUGUUUUUGUUUUUUACUUUUAUUGAAAAUUUUAAGGUUUUUAGUGAUAGAGUAUGUAAAUUGCACCCAUAAAAUGAACAAACCCUUCUGUUUAGUUUGUUAAUUGCCUACAUUAAAGCAGUAUUUGUGAUUGUA